Messenger RNA from Emericellopsis atlantica, 3601 nucleotides. Its product is annotated as transcription initiation factor TFIID, subunit TAF1. Gene Ontology annotation, molecular function: RNA polymerase II general transcription initiation factor binding; RNA polymerase II general transcription initiation factor activity; histone acetyltransferase activity. The coding region runs from base 140 to 3514 and encodes 1124 amino acids. NCBI's taxonomy places the organism in Eukaryota, Fungi, Ascomycota, Sordariomycetes, Hypocreales, Bionectriaceae. The record is from RefSeq and is a predicted model, not a curated record. Gene Ontology annotation, cellular component: transcription factor TFIID complex. The transcript has 4 exons. Gene Ontology annotation, biological process: RNA polymerase II preinitiation complex assembly; transcription by RNA polymerase II.
CACGCGCGCGAGCACGUCGAGGAAGCGGCGCGACCCUACAUCUCGAUCGAAAAGCAUGAUAUAAGCGCUUUAAGACUAUCACGCGACCCGUUGCAGUCAGCGCGCGGUGCGCGUCUCGCACAUUCGCAUCGCCGCGAUCAUGGCUGGCUCACCCUCGUUUGAAGAGACCGACUGGGAUGCCCAGGCCGUGGCGGACGACCAGGAGAUCAAGCGCAUUCUCGCAAACGCCGAGCAGGAGCCUGGCCAGGGCCUUGCCAUCAACGACGACCCUUUCGACCAGACCAACAAGGCCGACGAUGCGGAGGACUUUGAAGACAUUAGCGAUGACGACUUGCCGGAUGAGGAGGAGGCUCCUGUCGGAGCUUCCUUUGAGCUCCCCGCACUGACAGACGAUGGAGGGACGAGCAACGAUGCCGAUGAUCUCUUUGGCGAAGGCCCUUCCUCGCCGAUCGACCCUGUGCUGGGUGCCACCUCGCCGGGCGCUCAGGUUCACGACGAGGAUGCUGGGGAGGACACGCAAGCAACAGAUCAUAAUUUGAAUUUCCAGAACCUCAACUUUGACCCGGAGCCGACCUUUGGAGCCGGCGACAAUCAAGACUUGACGAUCCCCGAGGCAGUGGAGAGUGUGGAGGACCUGCUCAAAGCCGCCUGGCCCGCAUACAAGAAAGGUCACAUCUUAACGUGGAGCGAGCUUCUGCCACCGAAAGCCGCCGUCUGGAAGGGCAAGAAGCCACCCAAGAAGCCAAAACGCCUCGUCACCAGCAAGCUCACGCUUGAGCUGGCUCCCGAUGACUCGGUCGCCUUUCGUGUCCCGGGAGGUCAGGCUACCGUGCCCAAGGCGAGGGAGGAGGAUAAUAUCCCAUACCUUGUCAGGUGCAACGAGGAGCUUGAUGGAGAGGCAGUGGACAUUGUGCAAUUCGACUUGGAUCAAGAGUCCGACUCGGAGCCGAUCAUGGGGUUCACACUUCGCGACAUUGAAAUGGCGUGCGAGGAUUGGGGUGCGCAGAUUGGCGAGGUAGAACAAAAGUUCACCGAGUAUCGAACGGCCGAGGAAGUGGCCGCCGCGCAGGCCUCGAAACGCGUCUCAGGGGAGCAGGAGGACGACGAAUGGGAUGCAGAGUUUCUCAUGGAUACGGACGCACCAGCGCAGCCCGCUCCCAAGAAGCGCAAGAUCGUAACAGGACUGCCAGCGAUUCCAAGGCACUCAGCUCCCUCCUUUGACAAUUUUCAGGAUGCGACACGACGUGGAGCCAAGCGCGUGCAUCUUGAAAUGUCCGAUCCUCACCUCUUGCUCGAGACUACGGAGAGUCAGCGCAACGCUAAGCGACAACGCCUUGACAAGUCAGACACUAAGAAACGUAUGGCUAACGGCAAGAUGGGUCGCGACAUCACUUCCAGGUUCAACUUGUCAAAUGACGAGGCGUACGACAUGCUGAAGGAAAAUCAUCAGAACAAGGUGCGCGCCACGCUCGGCAACAUUGCGGUGGAGCACGGAAUGCCAGCCCACAAGCUCAGCUGGCCAUAUUACAAGGUCAAGCUUCCUGGCACAGCCGACGAAUAUCACCGCCCUCGCCUGCGCUACAAGAAGUUCGCAGGGCACACCAUCAAGUUCGACAAGCCUCUCAUUCACAAGCGCAAGAACAUGCGCGGCAAGGCCCACGACGUGUUUCAAUCCACCAAGGAUCUCAGUCUGAACGACAACUCCACAGCCGUCUUGUUCGAGUACUGUGAACCACGGCCAAGGGUGCUCAACAACUUCGCGAUGGGCAGCAAAAUUAUCAAUUAUCAUCGCCGCAAGGACACCAAGGAUGACGAGUCUCUACCGAAACAAGAACUAGGAGAGUACAGAUUCUUGCUACCAGAGGAUCGCUCGCCGUUCUCCACAUUUGGUACGGUUGACGCGGGAGAGACGGUGCCGACCUUGCACAACGAGAUGUACCGAGCGCCCAUCUUCAAACACGCGCCCAGGAACACCGACUUCCUCAUCGUUCGCAGCUCGACCGGUGCCGAGGGGUCCAAGUGGUACAUGCACAAGAUUGACCACUUGCACGUUGUCGGCCAGCAGUUCCCGUCUGUGGAGGUACCUGGCCCACACAGCCGCAGAGUUACGAACGCCUCCAAGAAUCGGAUGAAAAUGUUGGCGUUUAGGAUGAUUAGGCACAGCAAAUUCGGGUACUUCCAUCUGAGUGCGAUGACGAAGCAUAUCGCGGAUUCGACGGACGCCCAGAAUCGACAGAAGCUCAAGGAAUUCCUCCAGUACUACAAGUUGGAAGACAAGUCGCACCCCAAGGGUCACUGGACGCUUCGCAAAGGUGAUGUCCUUCCUGACGAAAGCACAACGCGAGCCAUGGUGAAACCGGAGGAUGUCUCUCUACUGGAUAGUAUGCAGUUGGGCAUUAAAGAGCUUGUCGAUGCCGGUUACGACCCUCGGAAUGCCAAUCUCGAAGAAGACGGGCAGGGAGUAGAUGCCGACGGAGACGAGGACGACGACGACGAGGGAAGCAAGGCACCCAAAGCAGGCGGUGCUAAAAAGGCAGCAGAAAAGCAGGAGGAGACGCUGGCCGACAAAAUGGCCCCCUGGAAAACGACCAAGGCAUUCCUCGAUGCAUGCGCCCAGAAGGCCAUGCUUGCCCUGCAUGGCCCUGGCGACCCAACCGGCCAUGGCCUGGGCUUCAGUUUCAUCCGGACCAGUAUGAAGGGUGGCUACAUUGAGGCCGUCCAGGGACCCAUGGCUACGUCGGCCGAUGCUAUGGAGCGCGAAAAGCGUGCCAACGGUGGCCAUGCUUACAAUGUGAAGAAGCAGCAGGCCUUGUACGAAGAAGGCAUCCGGAAGAUCUGGGGAGAGCAGAAGCGCACACUGUCCGACGGCCAGGAACACGACGACGCCGAUAUCCAGCAGACGACCGACGAGGACGACCGAUUCAAUGCGAACGCGGCUGCUACUCCGGCGCAAUUUGACGAAGGCGUCAGCCAGCUGAGCGGAUACGACCCGAACCAAACCAAGAAAGCGUUGCGAAUUACCCGAGUCAUCGAGUUGCCUGAUGGCACCGAAGAAACGCGCACCGAAAUUGUCUAUGACCCAGUUGUCGCAUCUCAGUACACGAGACGAAGGGAUGAGCGAGACAUGGAACUUCAAGAUAUCUACAGUUCCAAGCCUACGGGCAAUGCCGACGCAGACCGUACUAGCAAACUUAGAAUUCGACAGGAACUCGACCGCCUCGAGAAGAAUCAAGCCCGCCGCAAGGCCCGAGAGCAACAGAAAGAGCUACUCCACAACAAGAAUGCAAACGGACCUGCCGGCUCUCCAGGCGCCACCGGAGGAGGAGCAUCGGUCGAUAAGGUCCCGACCGGCACCACCCGCAAGUGUGCCAAUUGUGGGCAAGUUGGCCACAUCAAGACAAACAAGAAGUUAUGUCCUCUGCUCAACGGCACGAUGAGCACAGACAAUGGUGCUGCCGAGCACGGCGGCUUUGGCACAUAUGCUGCGCCAACUGGUCCAUCCGGAUCCCCGUGAAAGCCGCGACAGGCAUUGUAUAUACCCACGGACGAGGCGAUGGCAGGCAAACACAGAAAUGAGAUGGUUUUGGGAAGGGAUUUUGAC